Molecule: messenger RNA, 870 nt
Organism: Fundulus heteroclitus (mummichog)
Lineage: Eukaryota; Metazoa; Chordata; Actinopteri; Cyprinodontiformes; Fundulidae
Product: ladderlectin-like
Exons: 7
Coding region: 102-608 (168 amino acids)
Molecular function (GO): signaling receptor activity
Source: RefSeq, a predicted model, not a curated record
CCUGUGAUUCCGUGGUCAAGGCAAGCUGGUGCUGGCUGAUUCAGUAAACAGAUCCUUCAUCAUCAUCAGUUUUCAAAUCUGCAUCAUCUCAUCAACUCAUCAUGAAGCUGCUGGCUGUGUGUGUCCUGGUUUUCUCUGUGAUGGCUCAGACCAGAGCUGACCCUAUUCCAGAUGAUGGCUCCCCUGAUCCAGUUGUUGUGGCCAUGAGUCCUUCAUGUCCUAUCGGCUGGUCUCUGAUCAACAAUCGCUGCUUCCAAUAUGUUACCAGGAGCAUGACUUGGGCUGGAGCUGAGAAAAACUGUCUGUCCAUGGGAGCAAACCUGGCAUCAGUUCAUGACAUGAAUGAGUACCGUCAGGUUCAGUCUGUGAUAACUAUGGCAACUUACGGAUCCGGAAGAACCUGGAUUGGAGGCACUAACGCACAGGAGACAAGGGUUUGGUUUUGGAGCGAUGGAAGCCCUCUGCGCUAUACAAAUUGGUGUCCUGGAGAGCCUAAUAAUUAUGGAGGAUACCAGCACUGUUUGCAGAUGAACUAUUCAGAUGAAAAGUGCUGGGAUGACGAAACUUGUUCUGUCCGUCUUCCUUCCGUCUGCGCCAAGAAAGUCUGAUGAUUCAGACGUUCACCCAGACGCUUAAAACAGAAUCUAGUGGAGGAUCCUUGUUAUGCAUUUCUGUUAACCUGACUUUUCCAUCCUCAUAGAUAUCCAAAAAUCUCUUUCUGCUUCUUUGUUUCAACUUAUCUUUAAUGCAAUGAGGCCACAAACAAACAGCAGGUGGAUUUUUUUUCUCUUUCAUUAAAAAGUGUAAUUUAAGCAAACCACUUUCCUGUUUUCUUGGCCUUGCAAAAAUAAACCUUAGACGCAUUAAAAA